Messenger RNA from Pelagomonas calceolata, 2202 nucleotides. Lineage: Eukaryota; Pelagophyceae; Pelagomonadales; Pelagomonadaceae. The record is from the annotation of a GenBank genome assembly.
CGCUUGGCAGCGGUGUCUAGCACGCUAGCUGCCGAUAAGAUACGAGAUAGCAGCCUCGGUUAACUCGCUGUCGCGUGGUUUGACCAAUGCGCAUCGCUACGGGCCGUAGUGACCUGUGCUAGGAUGCCAUCCCACACACUGCACGCAGCAUGGAUGCUCGCAGCCGCCACGGCCCUCUCGGCGCGCGGCAAGCUGCUAGACGCCAGCCGCACGCAGCGACUGCGCAAGACUACGGAUCGCAGUGGUGUUCUCGGGAUGGCCGCGGCGGCGUUAGCCCUCGCGACGGCCGAGGACGACGGCGAGGGCGACGCGCGUGCGCAAAUCGCGGAGCUCGCGGCAGCAGCAGCACAAAACGUCGCGGUCGACGCGAAGCUCGUGGGCCGACGUAUAGCUGACGCGGCGUUCUAUUUCCACCGCGCCGGCGUUUCUGAUGAGGAGCUAUUUCAAAACCUCGCGCGCCGAUUUGUGGAGGAGACCUGGAGCGCGGGCGGCCUCUACGUGUCGGGCGACGAUAUUUAUCCGGACGACUCGCGGGACGCGUGCCUCGACCACGGCGCGGAUGACGGGUGCGGACCAGCACGAAUCGUCCUCAACGCCUACGAGCGCCUUGUUGCUGCUGGUUGCGUGUGUGAAGAAACGACUGCCGCCGCUGCCACGGCCGCCGGGCGCCUGCUGCCCGAAGACGCCCCGCCGCGCCUCGUUUCAUAUAUAGAGCGGCUCGGCCGCGACGACGCGCGACCGCAGCUCUGGCUCUGGCGUGCGGGCUCCGCGUCGACCAUCAAGCUCCACGCCGUCGACGCGAACGGUUCCCUGCACGCAGGCCACGAGAACCGCGGGCGCCAGCGGCGGCGCGACUUCCGGGAGGGCACCGCGCCCGCGAUGCCCCCCGCGCCGCCAUUGCUGAGCGACCUCUUCGCCGAUGACACGAGGCCGCUCCGGCUCGACCUCGGCUGCGGCUUGGGUGCUGCGGCGCGGGGCUGGGCCUCUGAUAGAACGCGAAACGUCCUCGGCGUCGACGCGUCGCGGUCCAUCGUAAAAGCGUGCGCGGCGCGGGCAAAGCGCGACAGUUGCGGAGACAACCUCGCCUACGUCGCGACCGACGCCCGGUCCAUCCUGGCCGCGGCGGCGAAGUACCCGGGCCCGCUCGAGGCCAUAUCAGUGCAGCAUCCCACUCCUCCCAAUACAAGGGGCGCCCUCGACUGGAUCCUCGCACCCGACGUCGCGGAUGCUGCUCGUAGCGCUCUGGCGCCCGGCGGCGUCCUGGCGGUCGAGACGCGGUCCGAGCGCGCCGCGGAGGCCGCGCGCGAGGGUUUGACGAAGGCCGGGUUUUCUCUGGUCUCGGACGCGUGGCCGCUGCCCGACGGAGCGCGGUCGGAGACGGGCGGCGCGUGUGUCGCUCUUGGUUGGGAGGUGGAGCGGCUCGUGUUUCGCGUCCCGUUGGACGAUGGUGCGCCCGUGCCGGAUGCGGUGACGCGGCGCCAAAGCUGUUCAACAGCCAUUGCGGCACUCGCUUGGGUGCCACACUGCGCCUUCGCGUUCGACGUCUCGGUCGGAGCAGCGACCGGCGACGUGCUCUACCCGGCGUCGCUCGUCGGUGAAUGGCGCUGUGAGCGUGUGCUUACAGCUGUUGAAGGGGACCAAACUGCUGCCGAGGGCGCCUGGCGCGCCCUGGGCGGCGGCACGACCCCAUUUGUCGCUGGACGAGCGGAGACGUACGAGACGCGAUUCGUGGCGCCGGCAGCGGCCGCGACGUACAGGUUCGAGGGCCGUGACGUCGCAGGUGUCGUGCUGGACCGCGCCUUUGAGCUCGGAAAACGGCGCGGCGCCGGCGGCAGAGGAGCCGUCAGUUGGGAUCCUCGCGCGCCGAGCAUUCUUCGCGACGGCGACGCGACCCUAACCGUCGUCUCGAGGACCAGCGAGAUAUCAGAAGCGGGCUUCGGCUUCGACGAGUUAGUCCGCGUCGAUGCUGCGGCCGGUGGGCUGAUAGGUGGUGCUGCACGCGUGAGCAGACUCGUUCGCUGCAAGCGGCGCUUCCGCCGGGCAUUUGCGAAGGACGGUCGUCGAGUCGUUGAGGGCCUUGAGAUUGUGAAGACGUACCGAGUUCUAGACGGUGUUGCUGAAGCCGAUCUGCCGACGUCCUCGGCGAAGUCCACGUUGCGCUUCGAACGGCCCCUUCCUGUGUGAUAACUUCUUUAAUUGCUA